This is a messenger RNA of Aspergillus bombycis, 1647 nucleotides long. RefSeq lists its product as uncharacterized. Lineage: Eukaryota; Fungi; Ascomycota; Eurotiomycetes; Eurotiales; Aspergillaceae. The transcript is spliced from 2 exons. The record is from RefSeq and is a predicted model, not a curated record. Bases 1 to 1647 code for a protein of 548 amino acids.
AUGCGGCAGACUGAAAAGUCCAAUGGUAGUUAUAAUCACAACAAGGGCAUCUCAUUGGAUAUUGGCCCGAGUCCUUACCUACUACCCCCAGGCCUGCACGGUUCCCGGGAUUCGCUGCAUUCCUUGUCCAGAUCUAUAGGCGGCGAUGAUAAAUACCGACACGCGACUUCAUUUUUAGGCGACAAUGCAUCUGUCAGAUCGCAGUCAAGAGGAGCUCAAGAUGAUGCAUCAAGCUUUACAGGAUCAACUAGAAAGGUCGCCCUCGGCGAUGAUAUGAAGGAAGGCUUAUUGGGAAACGCUCAAAGGGUGUCGCGAUCCAGUCCACCACUGUAUAUAUCUCCUGGCGAUGAUGGCGCACAUAUGCAAGUUGAUCCGAUUAUACAACCGGAUCAGGGCUUUCAAUUCGAGUUGCCCAGAAGCCCUAGCCCUGUUCUCAUCCCCGGAGCUCAUAAUACCAAAGAGUCGAUUACACCUGCCAACAACGGCCCCAAAGGCGCCAGUAAUUUUGGCAAUAGCGACACCCAUGACCGCUCGGAAGAACGCCUAAACCCUGCUUUACAAGAUCCUAGAGCGAAGCCUAGAAUAUCUCUUCCUCUGAGCGAUGCAGCGAGCGACUACGAUGAUAACGAAGAUCCUGAGCCCGCUAUUCCAGCUGUGAACAUUCACCGGAUAGAAAACGACCCAAGAUAUGGCAAGGGCCCUGAUCCAGUUAUCCGUGAUACUCCCCUGGAAGAGUCUUCACAAACGCCACGGUUGACUGUUGAUCCUCGUUUCGAUGCGCGUCGGUUGACACUAGGGUUGCGUCCUCUACCGCCAGAGGAUUUGUCAGACAACCCAGAGCAGCGGGCCAACCGUAUCCGAUCGUUCUACAAGGAAUAUUUCGACGAGACCAAGAAUGGGAGGGAGACUUACUAUGGUCCCGAGUCUUAUCACGAUGGUAACUAUAUAUAUGAUUCGGCUACUGGAGAUUACUACGACGGUGUCCCAGCACCAUUUGCUGAGCCAAUAAAUCGUCGGGCUAUGACUCCCCCCCCGCGCGCCCCGCCGCGGUUUCAAGGGGGAAGUAGACAUAUGCCUUCAGGUUCUAUCGGUGGCUUUAGCGAUCGACUCAACUCCCCAGGCCCACGUGCCUUUUCAUCUGCUUCUGGCAGACUGCCAGGUGUUCCGAAAAUCCGCAAGCCUGCACCUCCUCCAGCUCCACUCCAGCUCCUACCUACACCUCACAUGUUGAAGGAUGACUCUAUACUGGGAGCUAUCGAAUACGCCCCCGGGAAAAGUUACAGAGACCAGAGGGAAGGCCGCCCGGAGACAUCUCUUGGGGGGCUGCAACCGUUCAGUCCAACGAUGCGAGCCCAUACUCCACUUGUUUCAUCUUUCAAUGAACUUGCCGUCAUACCGAGCCCGCAUGCAUUGCGAAAGUCGGGUACAUAUGACACUCUGGACUUUGUUCCACCACCUCGCUUCAAGAACCUUGAGACUGCAAGCGACUCUGGUAGCAUUCGCAGUAACCGGACUGGAAUAUCGACGACUCAUCUGCAGAAUAUACGCACUGGUGCGUACCGUGUCAGCCGCCUUCCCCCUGAAACUGUGGGUACCAAGGACGACCUGGUUACUAACCUCCGUCCAACGUGGGAUAUGCGGAAGUAA